Eufriesea mexicana is the source of this 685-nucleotide messenger RNA. RefSeq names its product FABP-like protein (gene Fabpl). Bases 100 to 504 code for a protein of 134 amino acids. Gene Ontology annotation, molecular function: lipid binding. The record is from RefSeq and is a predicted model, not a curated record. The transcript has 3 exons. NCBI's taxonomy places the organism in Eukaryota, Metazoa, Arthropoda, Insecta, Hymenoptera, Apidae.
AACCAGCUAUUCGCUGCUAGCAACAGCCACGUGAAACGUGUUAGACACUACCUUUUCCUUUCGUGCGAAACGAUCGAAGAAUAAAACUCCGGUUCAAAAAUGGUGCAAAUCGUCGGCAAAUACCAAUACGUCUCCAAUGAGAACUUCGAGGAAUUCAUGAAAGCUUUGGGCCAUGCGGAACUCGUGAAUCCUUUCUUACAAGCGAAACCCUUGAUUGAUGUACAGAGGAACGGCGAUCAAUGGACCAUCGUAGUUACCAGCGGCGACAGAACUACUACAGCUUCCUUCAAGUUGAACGAACCUUACGAGGAGAAGCUGCCCUCUUCUGACCGCAAGUUCAAGAGCGUCACGACACUGGAUGGUAACAACUUCAGAACGGAAACGCAAGUUAGCGACACACUCAAAGUCAUCCGAGUGUACGAAUUCUUGGAUACCGAGAUGAAAGUAUAUCUGUCUAUGAACAAGGGCGACCUCAAGGCAACACGUACAUACAAGAGGCUCUAAAAUACAAAUAUUUAGAUAAACAAAUAAUAUCAUUUUUUUUACGUUAACUAAAAAUAAAAGCUUUUUCAUGAUUUCACCUCAAGUUUCUCUCCUUCACCAUGAUUUUUUUCUUCGAAAUGAUAACAGAUUUUGGAAAUUUUGAAUAAAAGUUUGACACAACGGACAAAAACAAUAAUAUUGU